This is a messenger RNA of Vigna unguiculata (cowpea), 2739 nucleotides long. It is a transcript of the gene HESO1, whose product is annotated as Nucleotidyltransferase family protein. Gene Ontology annotation, molecular function: RNA uridylyltransferase activity. NCBI's taxonomy places the organism in Eukaryota, Viridiplantae, Streptophyta, Magnoliopsida, Fabales, Fabaceae. The record is from RefSeq and is a predicted model, not a curated record.
UUCCUCAAAUCUGAUUUUUUUUUCUUGUGCGUUUCUUUAUCUCUUUAUACAUUCAUGGUUGUUUUGUUUUGUUUCUCUCUUCAGUCGUCUUGAUUGCUUCUACCAUUGUUGCUUUCUAUUGGGUCAUGAAUUUAGGUACUUGAAUAGGGUAAUGGAUAGAUGUGAAUGAAUUCUUUGAGAUUUCUGUUAUUGCUUUUCUGCUCGGUAUGGAUUUGAGUUGGAUUGCGCUUCUGUGACGUUGUAUUGGAUAAGUCAGGCAUGAUUAGCGUAUUUCUGAGUUGUUAAUUGUCUCUGAUGCUUGACCUAGGGCACUAAACAAGACCAAAAGGACAUAUGAAUUUGAAUUGUGUUUUUCUUUAAUUUCCUAUUGUUGGGUAGCUUCAGGUGUUAGCAUUGUGAGAGGAAACCAACAAGAUUUGGUCUUAAGGAAAUUUAUGAACCAUCAACUAUGAAAAAAUAUUUACUUCCGUCUAGUAAUCAGCCUUUAUCAAUUAAAGAAAAUUUAUUUAAUUUCUUAUCUGUCUAAUAAUCAGCCUGUUUAAGUUGAUGGCUUGGUAUUUUACCAUGUUUGCAUUUUAUGAUACUCUAUAAAUUCUACACUAUUGUUGUCCAACAUGUAUUUGGUAUUGGUAUCAUCUCAUAUCUUCUCUUGAUACAUAUAUGUUUUUUUAUUUUAAAUGCCACAACAGAGAUCCAUUUCAAAUAAACACAAACUCAAAUAGAUGCAUUCAAAUCAUGCUGCAAAAUUUAUCGGUGGUCACUGCAAAAAUUAUCUUUUAAAUUCUCCUUUACACUCUAAUAAUCCACAUAGACACCCCAAUCCACUGCCCCGCCUCCGAAUUUGUGAACAAUCUGCACUGAGCAGCCACCUGCAUUUGCUAGAGUCGCUGGUGGUUCUAGCUCUUCUUUCAUUUCCUGGACUGUCUCAUUGUCGACUGCUACUCUGAUCUUUUGAGGGGCAAGAAUGAGUACGCAUAGUAUGUUGGAUACUGCUUUAAAUGAUAUACUUCAGGUGGUCACACCAUUACAAGAAGAUUGGCAGAUACGAUUUUCAAUUAUUAACGAUUUAAGAAGCAUUGUUGAAUCUGUGGAAAGCUUGAGAGGAGCAACUGUUGAGCCAUUUGGGUCAUUUGUAUCUAAUCUCUUCACCCGAUGGGGUGACUUGGAUAUUUCAAUUGAGCUAUCAAAUGGUUUGCAUAUUUCAUCUGCUGGGAAAAAACAAAAACAAAAUUUAUUGGGGGAAGUUUUAAAAGCUUUGAGAAUGAAAGGUGUAGGGAGCCACUUGCAGUUCAUCCCCAAUGCACGAGUUCCCAUUUUAAAAUUUAAAAGCAACCGUCAGGGUAUAUCUUGUGACAUUUCAAUUAAUAACUUGCCAGGCCAAAUGAAAUCCAAGAUUUUGCUUUGGAUGAACAAGAUAGAUGGCCGCUUUCAUGAUAUGGUUUUACUGGUCAAGGAAUGGGCCAAAGCACACAAAAUCAAUAACUCUAAAACUGGAACUUUCAACUCCUAUUCCCUAAGUCUACUUGUCAUAUUUCAUUUUCAGACAUGUGUUCCUGCAAUCUUACCACCACUCAAAUAUAUAUACCCUGGCAACAUGGCUGAUGAUCUUAAAGGGGUUAGAGCUGAUGCCGAGAAUCAUAUUGCAGAAACAUGUAAUGCUAGUAUAAACGAGCACAUAUCAAACAAGGCAAGGUCAAUUAACAAAAAAUCCGUGCCUGAUCUUUUUGUUGAAUUCUUACGAAAGUAUGCUCAGAUGGAUUCAUGGGCCUCGAAUUUGGGAAUUUGCCCGUACACUGGACAAUGGGAGCAGAUAGAGAACAACACGAUUUGGUUACCCAAGACUUACUCUAUAUUUGUUGAGGAUCCCUUUGAGCAGCCGCAAAAUACUGCAAGAUCUGUCAGUGCAGGACAACUGAAGAAGAUAAGCGAGGCCUUUUCAAAAUCAUACUCCUUUCUUUCUUCGAACAAUCAUAAUUUAAAUUCACUUUUGACCAUGUUAGCACCACCACAUGUAGUAAAAUCUAUCACAGGUAUCCAAAAUUACAACGGAAGUUACUUUCACCCAACUCAGCCAAAAGUACAGAGAGUGAUGCGCCCUCCACCGCAGUCACAACAUCAUUUUCAAUAUGGCAGUCCAGGAACAAGCUCCAACAGUUCAGCUUCAAAUGGACAUAUGCAGAUGCCUAGAGGAACAAACUUUAGCAUUCCAUCUUCAAAUGGGUAUACACAGAUGCCUAGAGGAACAAGCUUCAACAUUCCAUCUUCUUAUGGGCAUAUACCAAUGCCUAGAGGAACAAGCUUCAACAUUCCACCUUCAAACGGUCAUAUACAGAUGCCUAGAGGAGCAAGUAUGAGCAGUUCAUCUUCAAAUGGGCAUAUACAGAACCCUAGAGGAACUAAGAAGCCUAGAGGAACCAACUUCAACAUUGCAUCUUCAAAUGGGCAUGUACCGGUGAAUAAAGGCCAGCAGAUGUGGAGGCCAAAGAGUUAAAGAGGAUCUUUAUAUAUCAUUCAACAGGUUUUGACUAUUUUCUCGCUGUACUUGUUAAUACAAGUGUUUGGAAGAAUAGGAUUACGGUCUUUUUGCGCCCAUGGGGAUCAAAAUUAAACGUGUAAAUAUUACAUGAAGUUUUGGUGGGCAUCAUAUUGACAUUUAUACAACUCUUAUGUACUUGUUGUAAUAUUCGUAGCAUGCACAACUUUGCAUAUGAAGGAAGCAUUAAGUGUUUUGCUAGUUUA